GCGCGGAGUUGCCCCGCCCCGUCCCGGCGCUUCCCCCGCGGGCUCGGGUUCCCAGGCUCCGCCGGCCGCCGGCAGCAUGGGCGCGGGCUGGGAGCUGGGGACCGCGGCGGGCCCCUCGCUGCUGCUGUGCGCCGCGCUGCUGCUCGCGGGUUGCGCGCUGGGCCUGCGCCUGGGCCGCGGCCGGGGGCGGGCGGACCGCGGGGUGCUCGCCUGGCUCUGCUACGACGCUCUGGUGCAUUUCGCUCUGGAAGGCCCUUUUGUCUACUUGUCUUUUGUAGGAAACAUUGCAGAUUCCGAAGGCUUGAUUGCUUCAUUGUGGAAAGAAUAUGGCAAAGCUGAUGCAAGAUGGCUGAAUUUUGACCCAACCAUUGUAUCUUUGGAAAUUCUGACUGUUGUCCUGGAUGGGUCUCUGGCGUUAGUCCUCAUUUAUGCCAUAGUCAAAGAGAAGUAUUAUCGGCAUUUCCUACAGAUUACCCUGUGCGUGUGUGAAUUGUAUGGCGGAUGGAUGACCUUCUUCCCGGACUGGCUUAUGGGAAGCCCCAACCUCAACACCAACAAUUGGCUCUACUUUGGGGUCUAUCUGGUAUUUUUCAAUAGUGUGUGGGUUCUGAUGCCAGGACUGUUACUGUGGCAGUCAUGGGUAGAACUCAAGAAAAUGUAUUACAGAGGAACCAGUUCAGGGAAAAAGUUCCAGUGAAUUUUCAAAAUCGCAAAUGCUGGUAUCUUGCUUUAUGAGCCGGAAAGGGUCAAACCUUUUUGGUUGGUCAAAAUGUAAUGCAUUCCUGUGUACACUUGCUUUUUCUACUGUUGUUCCUCAACAGCCUAUUUCAAAUUGAUUGUAUGGUGACAAGUUUUCAUUAAUUGUUUUUUUGUUUUGUUUUUUCUUUUCCCAAUUAAAUGACAAUAUGGGGAACAGAGAAUACAUUUUAACUUGUAAUAAUAACACGUUUAAUUCUAUGUUUUCAUGGCUAGCAUUAAUUGUUCCACAUUAAUAAAACCAAUGAUCAUAGAA
Messenger RNA from Mustela erminea (ermine), 1012 nucleotides. RefSeq names its product EBP like (gene EBPL). The coding region runs from base 77 to 697 and encodes 206 amino acids. The transcript is spliced from 4 exons. Gene Ontology annotation, biological process: sterol metabolic process. NCBI's taxonomy places the organism in Eukaryota, Metazoa, Chordata, Mammalia, Carnivora, Mustelidae. Gene Ontology annotation, molecular function: cholestenol delta-isomerase activity. Gene Ontology annotation, cellular component: membrane; endoplasmic reticulum. The record is from RefSeq and is a predicted model, not a curated record.